AUCACUCCCCUAAUGGGCCUGAAGAAAAUGGGGAAGACAACACUCCUGGGACUGUCGUACGAUAAUAAUAUGGAGUGGAGGGUGGAGCAUGAGUUGUUCCCGAAGCAUUUUACCGCAUGGGAGCUGGACAAAACGUAUCACGUGGUGCUCAAAAUGCGUGACGGUGUGGGCUCCGUGUACGUUGACGGGACUCCCCUUUGGAAUAUGAGUCUGAGAAAUUCGUUCAAUGAAGGGCUGGACGCGGUCUCACACUUUUACUUUGGCGCGUACGAUGAGCAGUUGAGCAGCGGAAAAAUCCAUGCGACGGUGGCGAACGUCUUUCUGUACAACCGUCCGUUGAAUGAAACUGAGAUUGGCGCCCUCAACGCGAAUAAAGUCACCAUUCCACCUCCGGAAAGGAAGCCGGUGCCGGCGGCGGCAGCUACUUCCCCGUCCGUUGAAUCUGCCAACGAUAGGGUGAACACAAAUACACAGCCAACUGUGCCAUCGCCUGCUACUGCCGGACCACAGCAGACGGACCAGGCAACUUUGAACACGAGCAGUGUUCCGAGUGGUGGCGCUCCAUCCACACCAGCGGAGCCGAAAUCAGAAGAGCCCAAACCAGCGGAGUCGAGGCCAGAAGAGCCCAAACCAGCGGAGUCGGAAUCAGAAGAGCCCAAACCAGCGGAGCCCAAUGCCGCGACAUCCUCAGCAAGGGAGGGAACUGCAGACCAGCCGGUAUCUGCCACAUCUUCCGAUGGACAUGAAGCUCUGGCAUCUGUUACAUCUUCAAGCGCCGCCAUUACUGAUGUCGGUGCUUCCUCAUCUGAUGAUGCACAAACGGUGGGGACGGAAGGUGGAGAUAUGAUGCAGGCAGAUCAACCAACCCAAUUCUCUGUGGGCACCCCCGACGCAGCAAAUGCAGCAACACAUAACGCUGAAGGCAAGGGACAAGAAGGGCUCCAUCCACAGGUCAAGGAAGCAGAGGCGGCGACACUCAGCAGCAGCCUUUUAAAUUCGUCGCAGUGGGAUAACAGCGUUGCUGGUACUAUGCGUGAGAGCGGACUGCUGCCGCUGCUUCUUCUGCUGGGGCUGUGGGGGUUUGCGGCUGCGUGA
Molecule: messenger RNA, 1095 nt
Organism: Trypanosoma cruzi
Lineage: Eukaryota; Euglenozoa; Kinetoplastea; Trypanosomatida; Trypanosomatidae
Product: trans-sialidase, putative
Exons: 1
Molecular function (GO): exo-alpha-sialidase activity
Source: RefSeq, a predicted model, not a curated record